AAUUUAAACUUAACAUCAAAGAAAAAUCAAUAAAAACCAUAUGUACAACGCUAGACAACGAUAUGUCGGCGGUUUGGAUAGUAAGCCAACCACCAGGUUCACGAUCAGAUGGAAAUAUUGAUCCUGGAUAAGGCAUCUGUGUUGUUCCGUCUGUUAGCAAACACGUUUUACUACAGUACUAAUUACAGUACUUAUAUUAGAUUUAUAAUUCAUUCAUCUUUAAAAAUUAAACAACAAUAGUGAAUAUCGCAUAAUAGUAAUCUAUUACAAGUGAUCACAACAUUUUUAGUAGUUUUCAAAAUAUUUCAAUUUUUCAUUCAAAGUUUAAUUGUAUGUAUAAUAAAUAGUGACAUAUUAAUGAUAUAUCUUUCAUUCAUGAAUCCAUUCAAGUGAAAGUUUUAACGAAUAACUUUUCUGAAAAAUUUUAAACGUAAUGGAGUCCUGACAAUCAUUGAUAAAAAUUUGCCGAUAUAUUACCCUCAAUACGAGGGUAAUAAAAAGCAGGUAAAGACAAAAAAUUUAAGUGAUUGAUUUUCCAUAGUGAUUUUCCAUAUGUGUACAUUUUAGGUUCCAUAUAUAUAUAUAUAUGUGUGUGUGCGUGCGUGUGCGUGUGUGUGUGUGCAUCAAAAUUAAUUGAUGUGGUAACAUGCAUAUAUGUUUAAAGCAAAUGAUAGCGGGAAAUGUUAUAAGAACAAAAAUCAGUUUAUUAUAACAUUUCGAUGCGUCUAUUCGCGCGCUUCUACGCGACAAAGUUUGAUCUCUGUAAUUUUAAUACUCCAUAAAAACAUUAAAUAUUCUGUAGAUAUUCUUUAACUUGUAAAAAAAAAAGGAAACAGUGCAUCUGAAAUUUUUAAUUUUUACAUGAAUAUUGUGUUCUUCAAUGUAAAGAGUAAAAUUGUAUUCGUACAGAUUUAUCACUUUAAACAAUUGUACAUUAUAUUUCAUAAUCAUUUCAUAACAAUCGUUAUUUGAAUAUUAUUAUAAUUACGAUGAAAAUUAUGUAAAGAAAUUUAAUCGUAUAAAUACAAUUUCGCAUUAUGCUCUAAUAAAGAUAACUAGAUGAUUUGUUCUUCACCAAUCUGCCUUAAACGAAGAUGCCUCUGCCAAAUAUUCUCAAAAAGGCAAGCAGUUAUAUUUUAGGCGAUUGUAAUCAAGAUAAUCGUCGUACUAUAUAUCAGGAUGGCGAGGCAUUAUUUUGUAAGAAUAAUGUUUGCGUUCAUCCACCAACUUUAAUGAGACAAAAUUCUGAUGUGGUACAUCAUCCCGGAUACAUGGCCAUAACCUGUAGAUUUAAUAAAAACUCGAAUGUACCAACUUUGCAUCUCAGUUGGAUUCCAAAUAGUACACUUCGUAAACAUCCGACAACAUUAGAAAAUUUAAACGUAAAAAAACUUGAUUGUAUUACCCAUCGAGAUACCGAUAUAAGUUCUCAUCAUUCUCAAAUAUCAGAAGAAAGUUGUGAUCUAAAGUGUGAAUACGAAAAUAUUGGUGAAAAAGUUGAUGUUUGUUUAGAAGUAAAGGAACCUGUCAAUUGUGGAGAUUGUGAACGAGUUUGCUCUGGUGGUUUUUCACGGAAUGCACGUUUCGAAAACGAUGAUACAAAAAACAAUGAUAAUUUAUGCGAUCAUCAAAUUAUGCUUACAUCAGAAAUUAAAGAAAUUCCAAAUGUUAAUAUCAAUCGGCAAACAAAUUAUCAUCGAUCUGAUAAUUUAUCAACUACUAUACAUGAAGAAAAUGAUCAUAGUAUCAGUUUAAAUCAAUUACGUUCUGAAUCUCUGAAUUCAAAAUAUGAUGAAAAUCAAUAUUGUAAAGAUCAAAAAGUUUCCGAAACACAUGAGAACGAUGGAAUAAGUAUUGAUGAAGAAUUGAAAUAUCCUUAUUAUGAUGAUAUAAGUCUCAAAAGUCGUAGUAUGUCAUUAACCUCUACAUGUAGUUUAUCUGUUGGCGUAUCUUCAGAAGCUGAAGAAAUUCCAUCAUGGAUGAGAUCACCUGAACUUUUGGCUUUACAACAUAACCUUACAUUUCCUGAAAGUGCAACAGCUUCACCAGUAACAUUACGUAGAGCACACAGAUGUAGAAGAUUUUCAGUGGAUCUUAGUGAAAUGAGAUCUCUAAGAUUAUUUUUUGCUGAUCCAGCUUGUACUUCUGGUCAAUUGGUUGUUGCAAGUAGAGAAAGCCAAUAUAAAAUUCUACAUUUUCAUCAUGGUGGAUUGGACCGAUUAGCAGCAACAUUACAUCAAUGGCAUCAAUUACUUUAUCCUCGAUUAGAUACUGAUGCUGAAGAAACACUUCCAUAUAGGCAUUUUAUGGUAUGUCGACCAGAGGUUAGUCGUGAUGAACUACAUCCAGAAGAAGGUCAAGUACCAAUGAUUACAUCAUUAGCUUGGAAAGAUUUAUUAAAUGAAAGAGGUCAAGUUGAAGAUGAUCUUGCUCUUCGUAAAGGAAUAUUUUUUGGUGGAUUAGAACCUGCAUUAAGAAAAAUUGUGUGGCCCUUUCUUCUUCAUUGUUAUUCAUAUCAAAGUACUUAUGAAGAUAGAGAACAAAUUGAUGCCAUUCGUAGACAAGAAUAUGAAGAGAUACAAAAACGUAGAUUGAGCAUGAAUCCAGAACAAGCAGAGCAUUUUUGGCGAAAUGUAGUGUGUAUUGUAGAGAAAGAUGUAGUUCGUACUGACAGAGGAAAUCCUUAUUAUGCUGGAGAAGAUAAUCCAAAUAUUGAAAUAAUGAAAAAUAUUCUAUUAAAUUAUGCAGUUUAUAAUUCUCGAUUAGGAUACACUCAAGGUAUGUCUGAUUUAUUGGCUCCUUUAUUGGCUGAACUCAAUUCUGAAAUAGAAGCAUUUUGGUGCUUUGCUGGAUUAAUGCAAAGAUCUGUAGCAGUAUGUACUCCUACUGAUAUAGAUAUGGACAGAAAUUUAUGUUAUUUAAGAGAAUUAGUUAGAAUAAUGGUCCCAGAUUUUUAUGCACAUCUUCAAAAACAUACGGAUGCUUUGGAACUCUUAUUUUGUCAUAGAUGGAUACUUCUAUGUUUAAAACGUGAAUUUCCUACUGAAGUAGCAUUAGUGAUGUGGGAAGCUUGUUGGGUAAAUUAUUUAACUGACCAUUUUCAUUUAUUUCUUUGUCUUGCCAUAAUGUGUGUUUAUGCAGAUGAUGUAAUAGCACAAGAUCUUAGAACAGAUGAGAUGUUAUUACAUUUUAGUUCUUUAGCUAUGUAUAUGGAUGGAAAUCUCAUAUUAAGAAAGGCGAGAGGCCUACUACAUCAUUUUCGUCGACUUGAUCGUUUACCAUGUACAUUAGCAGGACUUUGCCGACAAUGUGGUCCAGGAAUGUGGGAUAGCACUCAUGAUCCUGUUAUAGAAUGUGUGGAUCAUAAUGAUGCACCUUGUCCAUAUUUAAACAAUUAUGAAUAACGACCUAAAUUUAAUGAAAGAGAUAAAAGUAUACUAUUGUAAAAGUUGUUGAAGCUUUCAAAUUAUUCUUACGUUAAUUAAUUAAAUUAAAUAUGCUGUAACGAUCACAUGUAACAUAAAUAAGUUACAUAAAUCACAGUUAAUUAAAUGUUCUAAGUAAUAACAGAUAUUUAUGAAAGUAAUAUUUGACUUACAUAUUGUUUAUACAAAAAAAUUCUUAAUCAAUUUAAUAUCAUAAACAAAAAAUUGUACAUUAUCACAUUUUAUUUACGUAAUUACGUAAUUUAUAAACGCUCAUCAAAAAUAUCUGGCAAAUUAAGUUUAAUAAAUAAGAAAUGAAAGACAUAUCUUAAAAUUUGACAUUCAAUGAAGUUAAUUGUAAUUUAAAGAAAAUUUUAAUAACAAUACAUUAACUUCUAUAAAACAAAAAUAUUCUGAACUAAAUAAUUAAGUAGAACUUCAAUAAUUAUGACGAGUUUUAAUCGAAAACCUGUAGUACAAUUAAAGACUGAUGA
Apis dorsata (giant honeybee) is the source of this 3919-nucleotide messenger RNA. It is a transcript of the gene TBC1D16, whose product is annotated as TBC1 domain family member 16. The transcript is spliced from 5 exons. Gene Ontology annotation, biological process: activation of GTPase activity. Lineage: Eukaryota; Metazoa; Arthropoda; Insecta; Hymenoptera; Apidae. The record is from RefSeq and is a predicted model, not a curated record. Gene Ontology annotation, molecular function: GTPase activator activity. Bases 1095 to 3404 code for a protein of 769 amino acids. Gene Ontology annotation, cellular component: early endosome.